AUGGGUGAUUAUAAUGCAGUAAUUCAUGUGGAUGACAGACUAAAUGGUGCAGAGAUUCAAGAACAGGAAACUAGAGAUUUUAUUGAUUUUUUAUUUGAAACAGGAUUGACUGAACUGAAGACGGUGGGAAGAAAAUACACAUGGACCAACAACCACAUAUACAGCAAAAUUGAUAGAGCAGUGGUAAAGGGGGAUUGGAUGAUAAGACUACCUCAUUUAGAAGUGAUAGUACUUGAUCAUGGGUUCUCAAACCACUCUCCCUUAAGUACUACCUUUGAUAAUCAUCCAGGAAGAAGAGCUAGACCUUUUAAAUUUUUGAACCAUUUAACUGAACAUCAAGAAUUUCUGGAUAAGGUAGCAAAAGGUUGGAGGGAACCAGUGAGCGGGGUUUUUUUGAAAAGCAUAUGGCAAAAGCUAAAAAAUGUGAAGACUGAAAUGAAACUUCUUAAUAAGGAAGAGUAUAAUGCAGCAGAUAUGAGGAUCAGUACCAUCAGAAGCAACUUACAAGAGGCUCAAGAACAAAUGAGACUUCCUGGGCAUGACCCUGCUUUGUUUGAUAAGGAAAAAUCACUAAAGAUCGAUUUAGAGAAAUGGGUGAAAAUUGACGAGAUGAUAGCUCGGCAGAAGUCAAGGAUGAAAUGGUUAAAGCUUGGGGACUCUAAUGAAGAUGAUAUCAAGGAGGAGGUCCUGAAAUUUUUCAAACAGCUUCUUUGCAAAGCAGCACCCCAAUUGCUUGCAGUAAAACUCUCAGUUUUUUCAAAUGGUCCUAAAUUGAAUAGAAGCCAACAACUCCAACUGAUUAAUCCUAUCACAAGAGAGGAAGUUUACGUGGCUGUUAAGGACAUUAAUGAUAUGAAAGCACCAGGAGUGGAUGGUUUCAAUAUAUAUUUUUUCAAAAAAGCUUGGCCUGUGAUUGGUAAUGAGAGAAUGCAAAAGGUGAUGGAUACUUUGGUGGAUAGAAGUCAGUCAGCUUUUGUUCCUGGGAGACUAAUCAGUGAUAACAUAAUCCUUAGCCAUGAACUGGUGAAAGGAUAUGGUAGGAAGGGUAUAUCUCCAAGAUGUAUGCUGAAAGUGGACAUGCAAAAGGCAUAUGACUCUGUAGAGUGGAUAUUCAUAGAACAAGUUUUGGUUGGACUGAACUUUCCUACUCAAUUUAUUCAGUGGAUCAUGCAAUGCUUGAAAACUGUAUCCUACUCUAUUCUUAUCAAUGGGCACCCAACAGAGCCUCUUAACUCAAAGAAAGGGUUAAGGCAGGGGGACCCAAUAUCCCCAUUUCUGUUUGUUCUAGUGAUGGAAUAUUUCAGUAGAGUGCUAAAGAGUCUGGGGAAUGAAGCUGACUUUAACUAUCAUCCAAAGUGUGAGAAGAUGAACGGCGGUGUGAAGUCUAUUCAAAUGCUAUUUGAUUGUUUCCAUGAGUUCUCAACAACUUCUGGACUAAGUGCUAAUAGAGACAAAAGCUCCAUUUAUUUUGGAGGUGUAGAUGCAACAGUUCAACAGCAAAUCAUAAAGUUAACUGGAUUCACUAAAGGAGAGUUACCAAUAAGAUAUCUUGGUGUUCCCUUGAGCACCAAGAGGCUCUCAGAGCUUCAAUGCCAACUUUUGCUGGAAAAGAUGAUGGGAAGAAUUCAAAGUUGGACAGCGAAAUUCCUCUCUUAUGCAGGAAGAGUCCAGCUGAUAAAGAAUGUUCUCUUUUCGGUCCAAGUAUUUUGGUCGCAGAUAUUUGUAUUGCCUGCAAAGGUAGUUGAGCUAAUUGAGAUAACAUGUAGAAAAUUCUUAUGGACCGGAGGAGUUGAACUAUCAAAGAUGGCUUUUCUUGCAUGGGAUAGAGUUUGCUAUCCUCAGGUAGCAGGAGGUCCUAGCUUGGCAAGGGAUAAGCAGAAUGGUAAUGGAUUGGCAAAAGGAACUAAAGUGGGCUAA
This is a messenger RNA of Nicotiana tabacum (common tobacco), 1917 nucleotides long. The record is from RefSeq and is a predicted model, not a curated record. NCBI's taxonomy places the organism in Eukaryota, Viridiplantae, Streptophyta, Magnoliopsida, Solanales, Solanaceae.